AAAUGAGGACGCGGGGCCGCGUACCUUGCAGGUGGGUGGUCACACUCCAGCGGUACAGAGACCGUCGAACGAUCAAUUACGAGCCAGGGUCGAGCAAGGUUGAGCAUGUCUUGUGCAAUCACCACCAGCUUAGAAUCUCUACUUCACACAUAGAUAGUAUAGACCUUGACUCGAGGAUCCGUAGACUUCGUACAAUCAAAACCGACGUCUCCCGCCCAACACAAUCAUGGGAUUUGUCGAAUACGCCAAACUCGCGGUAACGCAUCCUACCGAACUCCGAUCCCUCAUCACCUAUGGCGUCUACCACGAUCCCAAACGGGAUAUCACCGACCCGAAAGAAUUCGAGACGAGCGGUUAUGAUCGGGAAUCGAUGAAGGAAUGUUGGAGGUUGUUGGACUUGACGAGUCGGUCGUUCUCGAGGGUGAUCAAGGAGCUCGAUGGGGAGCUCGCCAGGGUGGUAUGUCUGCAGUACCUCGUGCUUCGAGCACUGGAUACGGUCGAGGACGACAUGACGGUCGACAACUCGAUAAAGCUUCCUCUGCUCGAAGACUUUCACAACAAGCUCGACGUGCCCGGAUGGACCUUUAACGGCAGUGGACCUAACGAGAAGGAUCGAGAGGUAUUGGUCAAGUUUGACCUGGUGAUCGAAGAGUACCAGAGGUUGGCGCCCAAAUACCAAGAGGUCAUCAAGUCGGUCACGCAAAAGAUGGGACGAGGAAUGGCUGCCUAUGCCGCUCUGGCCACUCCAGAACAACCCGUCGCCGAGGUCGGCUCGAUCGCCGACUACGACCUGUACUGCCACUACGUCGCCGGGCUCGUCGGCGAAGGUCUCUCCGGCCUGUUCUCAGCUUCCGGCAAGGAGCGUGAUUUCAUCAAGGAUCAGUUGACCUUGUCGAACCACAUGGGUCUGUUGCUCCAAAAGACCAACAUCACGAGAGACUACCGAGAGGACGUAGAUGAAGGCCGAGGGUUCUGGCCCAGAGCCAUCUGGAGCAAGUACGGGUUCGACAAGAUGGGCGACCUCCGCGACGAGUCGAGAGAACAGGAAGCGCUCUUUGCGUUGAGUGAGAUGAUCCUGGACGCCCUCAGGCACGCUACGCCGGCGCUCGACUACUUGAGCUUGUUGAAAAACCAGAGCGUGUUCAACUUUGUCGCCAUCCCCGCCGUCAUGGCCAUCGCUACGCUCGAGCGAUGUUUCAUGAACCCGAACGUGUUGAAGAAGAAUGUCAAGAUUAGGAAGGGUGAAGCCGUUCAGCUCAUGAACCUGGCUGUCAACCCGAGGGAUGUCGCCUACUGCUUUGUCAAGUACGCUCGGCUCAUUCACGCCAAGGUGUCGGUCAAGGACCCCAACUUUAUCAGGUUGAGCAUCGCUUGCGGAAAGAUCGAGCAAUGGGCGGAACACCAUUACCCCUCUUUCGUCAACGUCGGAAGCUCUGGUGGCAACGUCACCUCGUCGAUCGACACUGAUUCGGGAGACGCCCGAGCCGAGAUCUACACCAAGAUCGCCGAGGACGAGCGAAGGCGCGCUGCCGUUCGAAAACAACAAGAGAUGUACGAGAGCAUGGUCGAGCGGGGCAUCAUCAAGCCUCAGAGGAACGCCGAGGGUCAGCUUGUCAAGCCCGACUUUGUCAAGAUGCGAGAGGAUGGGACGCUCCGGAACAACGCGAACAACGAGCCGGUGCCCUGGUUGUUCAUCGCCAGUAUCAUCGGGGGUGUCUUUGCCGUAUUUGCCAUCACUGGAGGGUUGCUGGUCUGGGUGAUGUUGACCUACUUCAACGAUUCCGAGUAAUGGAGAGGUCGAGAGUUGGCUUUGCUGCUCCUCCCGGGAAGCAUCGUGAGGGGUUUUCGUGGUUGAAUUUUGCAUACAUGUAAUUAUUUUACGGCCGCUAUGAUCAUUACGCUGUCAUGUCAGACUG
Messenger RNA from Filobasidium floriforme, 1916 nucleotides. Its product is annotated as putative farnesyl-diphosphate farnesyltransferase. Gene Ontology annotation, cellular component: endoplasmic reticulum membrane. The transcript has 7 exons. NCBI's taxonomy places the organism in Eukaryota, Fungi, Basidiomycota, Tremellomycetes, Filobasidiales, Filobasidiaceae. Bases 227 to 1789 code for a protein of 520 amino acids. Gene Ontology annotation, biological process: farnesyl diphosphate metabolic process; ergosterol biosynthetic process. The record is from RefSeq and is a predicted model, not a curated record. Gene Ontology annotation, molecular function: squalene synthase [NAD(P)H] activity.